GCGGCGCUCCCGGCCGGCCGUGGCGGCGGCAGCGGCGACAGAGGAAGUUUCCGCUUUGCACUCCACCCCGGUAGCAGCUUCGCGGCAGAGACAGCUUCCUUCGGACUCCCUGUGGGCCACGCUGCCGCCACACGACAGCCUGGCCGGAUCAUGGGGCUGCCCAAGGGGCCAGAGGGCCAAGGUCUUCCGGAGGUGGAAACAAGAGAAGAUGAAGAACAAAAUGUCAAAUUGGCUGAAAUUCUGGAACUCUUGGUUGCAGCUGGGUAUUUCAGGGCAAGGAUUAAAGGCUUGUCACCUUUUGACAAGGUAGUAGGAGGAAUGACUUGGUGUAUUACCACAUGCAACUUUGAUGUAGAUGUUGAUUUGCUUUUUCAAGAAAACUCUACAAUAGGUCAAAAAAUAGCUCUAUCAGAAAAAAUUGUCUCAGUCCUGCCAAGAAUGAAGUGUCCUCAUCAGCUGGAGCCCCACCAGAUCCAGGGGAUGGAUUUUAUCCACAUAUUUCCCGUGGUCCAGUGGCUGGUGAAGAGAGCUAUAGAAACGAAAGAAGAGAUGGGUGACUACAUCCGCUCCUACUCCAUAUCCCAGUUUCAGAAAACCUAUAGCCUCCCUGAGGAUGAUGACUUCAUAAAGAGAAAAGAAAAGGCCAUCAAGACAGUUGUUGACCUCUCUGAUGUUUACAAGCCCCGUCGGAAAUACAAACGCCAACAGGGAGCAGAGGAGUUGCUUGAUGAGGAAUCUCGAAUCCAUGCUACACUGUUGGAAUAUGGCAGGAGAUAUGGAUUUAGCCGCCAAAGCAAAACAGAGAAGGCAGAGGACAAGAAACCCACACUUCCUGCAAGUCUGUCAGCUACAGAGAAAGCAGAUACCCAUGAGGAGGAUGAGCUUCAAGCAGCUGAAGAGCAGCGUAUCCAGUCACUGAUGACCACAAUGACUGCCAUGGCAAAUGAAGAGAGCCGUCUCACCGCAAGCUCCGUGGGCCAGAUUGUGGGCCUCUGCUCAGCCGAGAUCAAGCAGAUUGUGUCUGAGUAUGCGGAGAAGCAGUCUGAACUAUCAGCUGAAGAAAGUCCUGAAAAAUUAGGAACUUCCCAGCUACAUCGUCGAAAAGUUAUUUCCUUGAACAAGCAGAUUCUACAGAAGACCAAACACCUGGAAGAGCUGCGAGAAAAUCAUACCAACCUACAAUCCAGAUACAAUGACACGAAGAAAACACUAACAGAGCUGAAAAGUCACAGUGAGAAGCUGGACAAAGAGCAAGAAGCCCUCGAGAAGGUAGAAUCCAAAGCUGAUCCAAGUAUUCUGCAGAACUUGAGAGCACUUGUGGCCAUGAAUGAAAACCUGAAAAUUCAGGAACAGGAGUUUAAGGCGCAUUGUCGAGAGGAGAUGACACGGCUGCAGCAGGAAAUUGAAAAACUGAAAGCUGAGAGAGCACCUGGUAGCGACGAAAAGACCCUCUCCAGUGGAGAGCCACCUGGUGCCUUGACCCACGUGAUGACUCACAAUGAGGACCUAGACAGACGGUACAACAUGGAGAAAGAGAAGCUGUACAAGAUCCGAUUACUACAGGCUCGAAGAAAUCGAGAAAUAGCAAUAUUGCAUCGGAAGAUUGAUGAAGUGCCCAGCCGAGCUGAGCUAAUACAGUAUCAGAAGAGAUUUAUUGAACUCUACCGCCAGAUUUCAGCAGUGCACAAAGAAACCAAGCAGUUCUUCACUUUAUAUAAUACCCUUGAUGACAAAAAGGUUUAUUUGGAAAAAGAGAUUAGCCUGCUAAACUCAAUUCACGAGAACUUCUCACAAGCCAUGGCCUCACCUGCUGCCCGGGACCAGUUUUUACGUCAAAUGGAACAGAUUGUAGAAGGAAUUAAGCAAAGCAGAAUGAAGAUGGAAAAGAAGAAGCAAGAAAACAAAAUGCGAAGAGACCAGUUGAACGACCAGUACUUAGAACUGUUAGAAAAACAGAGGCUUUACUUUAAGACUGUGAAAGAGUUUAAAGAGGAGGGCCGAAAGAAUGAGGUGUUGCUGUCCAAGGUGAAAGCCAAGACCUCCUGAACAUUUCCAGCUGUCAUGUCAUCGAAUUUUUUCUUUAAUGCCAAAUGCCAACAACAACUUCAUGGUUCUGAAUGCAACAGCAGAGAGAUGCAGGUGUAACGAUUUCAAUCCCUGGAUGUUUUUUUCCUCUAUUUGCUCCCAUUUGGUCAGUUGUUUGAUGAAAUCAAACAGUGCUUACACUGUAUGGCUUGGAUAACCACCUUGAAUUUCAUCCUGCGAAGAAAUGUGAGCAGUACUUAUUCUCUGUAUUGAUUCAACUUUUGUUCUCCAGUAACAUUACACUUAAUGAAGGUACCUGUAUAUGUAUGGACUCUUUGAAUAAAGAAGAAUUCUAUUAACUGAA
Messenger RNA from Lepus europaeus (European hare), 2389 nucleotides. RefSeq names its product coiled-coil domain containing 93 (gene CCDC93). Bases 151 to 2046 code for a protein of 631 amino acids. The record is from RefSeq and is a predicted model, not a curated record. NCBI's taxonomy places the organism in Eukaryota, Metazoa, Chordata, Mammalia, Lagomorpha, Leporidae. Gene Ontology annotation, biological process: Golgi to plasma membrane transport. The transcript has 24 exons.